This is a messenger RNA of Aspergillus fijiensis CBS 313.89, 882 nucleotides long. Its product is annotated as putative nucleoside-diphosphate-sugar epimerase. Lineage: Eukaryota; Fungi; Ascomycota; Eurotiomycetes; Eurotiales; Aspergillaceae. The transcript is spliced from 3 exons. The coding region runs from base 1 to 666 and encodes 221 amino acids. The record is from RefSeq and is a predicted model, not a curated record.
AUGAAAAUCAUCCUCGCCGGAACAACCGGGCUCGUAGGCCAAGAGGUCCUCACCCAGUGCCUGGCCCACCCCUCAAUCACCUCCAUCCUCGUCCUGUCGCGUCGCGAACUGCUCAAUACCAUCACCCACCCCAAACUCCAGGACUUUCUCUCUUACUCCGACCCGCAUCUCGCCGCCUCCCUCCGCGGCGCCACCGCAUGCAUCUGGACGCUAGGCGUGCCACCCUCGCGCGCGUCAGCUGACGAAGAGGCCUCCCGGCGAGUCACGCUGGAGUAUACCAUCCAGGCAGCCGUAGCGUUCAGCGAGGCCUUUACUGCUUCAAGAUUCCGCUUCGUGUACUUCAGCGGCGGGAUGGCGGAGCGCGAUCAGACGAAGUCUUUGUGGGUGAUGGCGGGGUAUCGUCGGUUGAGGGGCCAAGCCGAGAAUAUCUUUCUGGCGUUUCGAGCCGAGCACCCCGCCACGUUCGAGUCAUAUAUCAUGCGUCCGGGCAUGGUGCUCAGUUGCCAGGGGACACUGGCCGAUCGGGUCCGGAGUCUGGCACCCUCCGUACGGGUGGACGUGUUGGCGCGGGCGGCGGUCAAUCUUGCUGUUCGGGGUCAUUCGGAGAAGAUCUGGGAGAAUGCCCGGAUUACGGAGUGGGAGGGUGUUGGUGGGCGAGAGAGUUGAUCUUGUUUAGUGGUCGUGUCGAUGGCAAUUGUAGACUGAAAGUCCCCUUUUCCAGUUCCGGGUGCCAGGCAACCACAACUCUUACACUUAAGUCUAUACCCAAGAUAUAGCUAGAGACAGGUAUGUCUUCGCAUAGUCAGGUCUUCAAGUCUCGAAGAGUCUGAUACUUUUGUUAGACUUAUUUCGCCUUUAAAACCAAAGGGAUGAAGUUCUAAG